AUGUGGAUGCAGGUAUUGGAACUAGGAAUCGUGGUUCAUUCAGAAAUAAUUGGGAUAGCCUUGGGUGCAUCCGAAGACCCGUCCAGCAUUAAGCCACUUGUUGGAGCUCUAACUUUCCAUCAGUUCUUCGAGGGCGUUGGACUUGGUGGAUGCAUACCUCAGGUACGUACCAACAAUGCAAUAUCAUCGUAUCUGAUAAUGAUACUAUUCUUCUCACUUACAACACCAAUUGGGAUUGGAAUCGGCAUCGGAAUAUCAAGUUCGUACGAAGAGAACAGUCCUACCGCUCUAAUAACAUCAGGUGUUCUAGAUGCAGCAGCAGCUGGAAUCUUGAUAUACAUGUCUCUGGUGGAUCUAUUAGCAGCUGAUUUCAUGAACCCUAGAAUUCAACAAAAUGCUAAGCUUCAGUUUUCAGCUUACGUAUCCCUACUUGUUGGAGCUACCUGUAUGGCUAUCAUUGCUAAAUGGGCUUGA
This is a messenger RNA of Papaver somniferum (opium poppy), 474 nucleotides long. Its product is annotated as zinc transporter 9-like. Gene Ontology annotation, biological process: zinc ion transmembrane transport. Lineage: Eukaryota; Viridiplantae; Streptophyta; Magnoliopsida; Ranunculales; Papaveraceae. Gene Ontology annotation, cellular component: plasma membrane. Gene Ontology annotation, molecular function: zinc ion transmembrane transporter activity. The coding region runs from base 1 to 474 and encodes 157 amino acids. The transcript has 2 exons. The record is from RefSeq and is a predicted model, not a curated record.